Phaethon lepturus (White-tailed tropicbird) is the source of this 1335-nucleotide messenger RNA. RefSeq names its product transmembrane protein 65 (gene TMEM65). The transcript is spliced from 7 exons. Gene Ontology annotation, cellular component: mitochondrion. The record is from RefSeq and is a predicted model, not a curated record. Lineage: Eukaryota; Metazoa; Chordata; Aves; Phaethontiformes; Phaethontidae. Gene Ontology annotation, biological process: cardiac ventricle development; regulation of cardiac conduction. The coding region runs from base 4 to 480 and encodes 158 amino acids.
CUAAUGGCAGAGGCUACAGGGAAACCCAUCCUUUGCUGCGGCUGCUACGCUGAAGGACGGUCCUCAGAGAAGUUGGAGGUUGCACCACCAUCUCCGGGACAACUGAAACAUGUGUUCUUCCACAAUGCAUUACCUUUUGUAGGGUUUGGAUUUUUGGAUAAUGCAAUUAUGAUUGCUGCGGGAACUCAAAUAGAAUUGUCAAUUGGAGUUAUCCUAGGAAUUUCAACUAUGGCAGCUGCUGCUUUGGGAAACCUUGUUUCAGAUUUAGCUGGACUGGGUCUUGCAGGUUAUGUAGAAGCUUUAGCUUCACGACUGGGUCUGUCAAUCCCUGAUCUGACACCCAAACAAGCUGAUAUGUGGCAAACGCGUCUCAGCGCACACUUGGGUAAAGCUAUUGGAGUGACCAUUGGCUGCAUUUUAGGAAUGUUUCCUUUGUUGUUCUUUGGCGAUGAGGAAGAAAAACUGGAAGAAAAGAAUUAACCUUUUUACAAGACAUAUACAAAUGUAAACUACUGUACCUCAAUUAUUCAAUUACGCUGUCAAUAUUUAGGAAUUAACAGACAUAAAAAAAUGUAUAGACUUGGGAACAAAACCUUCAGCAUGUCGUUUUAUGGAAACACUAAUUUAUUGUGGCUUUGUGUUCCGUACUUUUUAUAAGAUAUCAUCUAACUUUUUAUUUAAUUGUAAAUUUUUGAAGUGUUUUCACUUAUGGAAACUGAUGUUUACCACUUUCCCCUUUGACCUUAUUCUUUAAUGGAUUAUUACUUUCAUAAUCCACCAUGGAUGACAGUAUCACUCCUGAGUUGCAUAUUGGUUGCUUAACAGUUGUAAUUGCAUGACAAAAAUUUCACUACUGUUCAUCAGGUCCUUCAAUGCAGAUUAUUAAGGAGGUCAGUGAUGAGUGAUUUGAAGUCCCUCACUUAGCAAGAUGACUGGUUGCCCCCUCACCAGGCACCGUUUUGCACUGCCUUUAGGUCAGAUGUAUUGGUGAUCCAUGACAGUCUAGUUUGCAUUUUUUCACAAUUCUGACUAAGUGUCUCUGAAUUGUCUUCUGAGAUGGGUAUUUUAAUGCUUUGACAAGGUAAGUGUUUCCAGUGUAGGCUCUUUAUCAAGUCCAUUUUUUUAGUGGUGCUUUAACACCUUCUGUACUUCCAUAUUCAUGCUUUUUUUUCCCCUUUGUAAACAAUAUUUUGGGAAUUGAGUUGAGAUAUCCUUAAAUUUGUCUCCUGGAUUUUGAGUGUGAUGUUAAAGAAUUCAGACCAACUAUUUCAAAAAGACAGCUUUUUUAUUGUUCUGCUUAAAAUAAGGUGUGAAUAGUUGAUUGAGGGGAUGAGG